Phoenix dactylifera (date palm) is the source of this 2460-nucleotide messenger RNA. RefSeq names its product heat shock factor protein HSF30-like. Gene Ontology annotation, cellular component: nucleus. Gene Ontology annotation, biological process: cellular response to heat; regulation of transcription by RNA polymerase II. The record is from RefSeq and is a predicted model, not a curated record. Gene Ontology annotation, molecular function: DNA-binding transcription factor activity; RNA polymerase II cis-regulatory region sequence-specific DNA binding. Lineage: Eukaryota; Viridiplantae; Streptophyta; Magnoliopsida; Arecales; Arecaceae.
GGCUGUUGUCGUCCGUCGGUCAUCCGUGUACGGGGGUUCAAGAAAUCUUGCUGCACAAGGCAUUGGGCGUGCGGAGAGGGGAGGGGAAAAAAAGAGAGUAAAGUACCGAAGAAAAUUGCCAACCCACCGGCCACCAACCACUGCGCUCUCCCUCUCCCUACUCUCUUCCCGAUCUCCUGGCUUUAUGUUAUAUUAAUGCUUUCGGCUUCGAUUCUCGAUCGGCUUCGAGCCCGACCAACUUCCAGAUCCCCCAUUUGUAAAACCCUAAACCCGUGGAAGGAAAAAAAAGGUACCUGAGAUGGAAUCGAAGCCCGAUUAGGUUCAUAUGCACGCAGGGGUUUUGGUGAAGGGGGAGGGCAUGGAGGGCGGCGGCGAGGUGGUGGAGGUGGUGAAGGAGGAGGAGGAGGAGGCGGCGGGGGCGAGCCCGCGGCCGAUGGCGGGGUUAAAUGAGGUGGCCCCGCCGCCGUUCCUGACGAAGACGUUCGAGAUGGUGGAGGACCCGGAGACCGACGAGGUGGUGUCGUGGAGCCGCGAUCGCAACAGCUUCGUCGUUUGGGAUCCCCACAAGUUCUCCAUGGUCCUCCUCCCUAUGCACUUCAAGCACAGUAACUUCUCCAGCUUCAUUCGCCAGCUUAAUACCUAUGGUUUUCGAAAGGUUGACCCGGACCGAUGGGAAUUUGCCAAUGAAGGAUUCUUAGGAGGCCAGAAGCAUCUCUUGAAGAACAUCAAGAGGCGACGAAACAUCUCCCAGAGCUUGCAACAGCAGCACGAUACGGGAGCCUGUGUUGAAUUGGAGCAGUUUGGGCUUGAGACUGAAGUUGAUAGAUUGAGGAGGGACUGCAACGUUCUGAUGGCAGAAGUUGUGAAGCUCAAGCAGCAGCAGCAGAAUUAUCAAGAACAGCUUUUUGCCAUGGAGGAAAGGAUUCAAGGCACCGAAAGGAAGCAGCAGCAGACAAUGGCUUUCUUGGGCAGAGCUCUCAAGAACCCAAUGUUUGUCCAGCAGCUUAUGCUUCGCUGUGGGCGGAAGAGGCAGUUAGGGAGUGUCAACAAGAAGAGGAGGUUGCCGGCGGAUACAAGUUCAGAACAUCCUCAAGCAACUGAAGUAGCAGAGAUUGAACUUGAGGUGGAGUCUCUGUUUUCCACAUUGAACAAUGAUCCAAGCAGUUCAAGCAACAGAUUUCAGAAAGAUGAUGUGGUAUUGGAAUCCAGCGAUCAGAAGUUGGACACAGCUUGCGAAGUGUUGUGGGAAGAAUUGCUGGAUGAACAUUUGCUCACAGGGGCUGAAGUAGAGCAAGGAGGUCAGGCUGAGAUAGAGGCUGGAAUGGAGGGGCUUGGUACAGGGAACUGGGGUGAAGAUGUACAAAUCUUAGUGGAGCGUUUGGGGCUUCUGGGUCCAAAGCCUUAGAGAUGGAAGGGGGGGAAAGUGGUUUGAGAACCUGUGGCCUUCUGCAACAUUUUUACUGUUUAGGUAUAUGAUUAUAUCACCCUGAAGUUUUACUAAUAGAUUUGAACAGCAUUGUGCAGCUAAACUACGAUCUCUUAAGCCACAGACAGGUGGAAUUGGUUGGAGAAAGCAGAGGGAUAUUUGAUGGAAUUUAUCCUUUAUUUAUAUCUGAUUUUCUUGUUGAUUUGUUUAAAGAGAUAAAGGCUGUGAAUAGUUUGAACUACAGUAUGCUGAAGACAACCAAAAGAUCUGCGAGAUAGAGCAGGAAAUAGUUUGCAUACAAUUGGCCUAACCCUAGCCCUAACUUGACAUGAAUGCUAAGUUAAGAAAGCUUUGGAAGAGCCACUAUGAGAGUUGAGACUGGCCAACAUAUGUUACAAAUGAGGUGUGAAGGAAAACAGAUUAGAGAUUCUAAUACAAAAGAAGAAAAAUCAUAUCUGUCGCUUCUUGGCAACCUUAGUUCGAACAACUCGUACUGAUUUGGAUGAUGAAGAGGAUGAGGCAAACCCAAGAAACUCCUUGUCCUGGCUAAAUGCUUUCAUGAUUUCAUUAAGAAGUUCCAGGUAUCUUCUCAUUCACUCUUCUGAAAAAAUAUGUUCAAGACCGAUGUAUUCUGAUAAAUCAUCAUCUGCGAUCUUGCUAAGCACCUUCGAGCACCGAGGAAGGAAGUGCAUUCCAGGUUCCACUGGUCCGGAAUUGCUUAGUGAGUAUUGCCACACCGCAUAAAAUAUGAAUAGUUAACCUCGAAGAAUCAUGUACCAGACCAAUUGAGAAUUUCCAGACCCAAAUGGACAGAUGGAUGGUAAAAGGCUAGAGCUUGUGUUUCUGUUCAUCUUUACUGUAUGAUGUAGGUAGGUCAGAAAAAGAUUUUUUUUAUUGAUUUUAACUGAGACUUUGCAUGCACUGACAAAAUGCAACAUGAAGAAUCUGUAUUAGCUAAUCCCCACAUCUAUAAUUUGAAUUCUUUCACUAGGAGAGCCCACAAUUCAGACAUGUGGAUCCUCCACUCUGGUUUA